AUAUUUAUUUUCAAGACAUUUUCAGCACAUCUCGUAAUAAAUACGGCUAUAUAUAAUAUCUAUAGAUAACAUAAUAAGUUUGUAGAAGUGCAGAGUUCACUUUAUUUGUACAGUUUGUUGUCUUGUUUUUCAACAAGAUAAUACAGGUAAAUAAGCAAUUACCCGACUAUACCUAUGUUAUUCGAAUUGUGCAAUCGCUGUAUGUGUCCCGUGGUCGCAGGUCGCGGCCAAGAGAUUGGUAACAGUGUUGGUAGAGGCGGCGCGGCGAGGCGAGGCGAGGCGCGGCGCGAGGCAUCGUAAGGAGGUCAGUGUGCGCGCGGGAAGUGGGUCAGGGCGUAUUCGGAUGCACCAGUGCGGCGCGCGGUCGGCGGCGCUCGGCGGCCGUCGGCCCCGUCCGGCGGCGCAGGCGCGCAGCACCCAUCGAUCGCCGCCCACGCGGCGCAGCGCCGCUCAAGUGCUCCGCGAGUCGCGACGCGAGUCCCGGGCUUGGCCCCUCGACGAUGGCGGCGUGAGCGCGCGCCGCCCGCGGCCUCCGGCGGACAUGCCGCGAUGGCCAGAGAGUGCUUUAAUUAGUGCAACCACUUGUGAUCUGAAGGAGGUUAGAGGAAAGAGGCCUUUCAAGAUAUGGGACAGUUCGCGGAACGUGAGGAAAGGGCUGGUGGUCACUAGCUUCGAAGAGUUGAUACACAGAGGCAAGGAGAAGUUGUCAGUAGCGGCGAGCGAGCCGGUGCGGCUGGUGCUCGAGAGUGACGGCACGCAGGUGGAAGACGGCGACUAUUGGCGGACGCUUCCACCCAAUACUGUGCUCCUGUUGCUGCGGCAGGGCGAGAGAUGGUACCCCACGGGUGUCGACGUCAUCAAAGCUGCUAUAUCGGCAAUCCCGAAAAUAGUAUGCGAGACGAUCCAUGCACUCGAACUGCACGAUGAAACGCCUUCAUGGAAGAUCAUGGACAACAAAGGGCGCGUCACGGUGGUGCUGCACUGGGACCAGCGGCCGCAGGCGUCGCCAGCAGCGCGUUCGCCUUCCCGGCAGGCCAAGCCCGACCGGCGGCCGUCUCUCGUGAUCCAGACCUCGCUGGACCGGCCACAGCCGCCACCACCACACAUCACCGUAGUCAACCACGACGAGCCCGGGCCUGCGCCCAGGGGGCGCCUAUCGCGCGCAUCUGGCUCGCUCGAGCAUCCGCCUGGCCCGGUGCAUGUACACACCGCAGAGUGUCGCGCCGGCGCCGCAUCUCCCGCCCCCGCACCGCCUUCUCGCCCGCCGCCCGAUGAAUGCGACUUCCAUUGUUGUGCGCUACACGAAGAGGGUCGACGAAUCGCUGUUCACAAGAGCGUCGCUACCUCUCCCAUUCAAGAUGCCCAGCCGCGUGCUUCUCCCCAAGGUCGCCCUAAGGGCCACGUGCGCUUUCUCGAUGCAGAGUCGGCGCGACGUGGCGACCGCGACUCUUCUGAGAGUGAGACCGAAAACACGCUAGUAGAAGACGAGGCGGUCACGUCAGAAAAAUUUCUUCUCCUAAUAGACCAGCUGAGCGUAGACCAGAAGCGACACCUUACAAUCAAAGAUAUCGGCAUAAUCUUGGAGAGACUAAGCUCAAAGAUUCUCGACGUGGAGCGGCUAGACCGCGAGUCGGAAUCGGACGACUGCUACAACUGGACGAUUAAAGCGACGAUAAGAGGCGAUGCGCUUCGGGAGCUCGGCGUUAUUUACAACGGGAACUAUUACGCAAUCAGCGAACACCCUGGCUACAGGGAGGAAAACGAGGAGGCCGGUGACGAGGGUGAAGAAGAAGAGGAAGAAGACAGACUCUGAUCGGGCCUGUGCGGCGCCGCAGUGCCCGCCGCCGCCGCUGCAGUGCGACACGCCCUGUGCCGCAUCGCCGCGCGUUGAGCCGCCGGGCGCUGCGUUCGCGUCGCACCCGCACCGCACCGCACCGCACUCUAUCGCGUGUACCCCACACGAUAACUGACUCGGAUCUAAGCAAUACUAAUCUAACGAGAGUCAGCCAGAUACACGAUAUCUUAUUGACCGAUCCGAAGCCGGGGUCGCGCGAGCACCCGCUCUGAGCGUGGACCCGAGCCGCAGUUUCGUCGAGUCCGAGAGAAUGCAGAAGGAGUAAUGAAAAGAAUGCUUGAUGGAUACAACCGUUCGCGGGGGAUGUGUAGUGAUCUCGCACCGAUACGUAGAAUAAUCGCAUCGAUCUCUACGCGUUUUGCUGGCACUGCCUGCGUCAGCGCUCAAUCAGAGAUCGGCCUAUUUCCUUAUUUAGUGCACGAUGGAGAUAAAGCCGGAUGGAUAAAACGUCAGUGAGGAGCUCAGAAUGGAUGUCACAUCACAGUGAACGAUUAGAGACUUAUAUAUGAAAUUUAUUGCGGUCCCGCCUCGCGCCGUCGACCCGACACGUCAAUUCGCGAUGCGAGGCGCGCCGCGAAACCCUAGUUAAUAAAUAGCGGAAUUAUUGUAAGUAAAACUGACUUCCUAUCGAUUUCUAAGGUGAUUACUUAAGUGUACGACCCGGUGGUCCAGUACCGAGUCCCCGUGACUACGCCCGACGAUAGCGCACACUGUAGCGUACUGUAUGUUAUAUACUACCCGAUGACACCGGAAACAACAACAGCACAAAUAUUUAUCAUCGAGAUCGUCAAUGUUCUUAGGUAAAUAAUAAAUUAUACACGUGUUAGCGACGUUUUACAAUAUAACAGUCAAGGGGGGCCGCCGGCCGCUGCGGGCCCGCCCACCGCCGGCGGUGGGCGAAGCCAGCAGCGUGCACACUGUUCUCUGGCCCUCCUGCACGCUUCCUUGACGGUUUUAUUAAGAUUAUCUUCACAUUGCGGCUGCAUUAUUUAUUCUUGUACGUGUUGGCCUAAUGUUUUGGGAGGAGAUCGUUUCUCUUUACGUAAUUUCUGCGGCUGCAAAACGGAUCAUUUCGUCCCGUUGCAGUUGUAUAGAAUCUAAUAACACCACAAAAUACUGUGAGUAAGACUCCAAAAAUACAAUAAAUAUAUAAAAUGUUUUACUGUCUAAUAUUAUACACGUGGUAUUCGGCAUAAGUACAUACCUAAUUAUAACUGACGAUGUCAAAUAAUUUUGUUCGUACAUAAUAUAUUCAUUUGUACUCGUACGUACCCGUGAGGAGUUGCAUGAGUGACGCGGAAAGCGAAUAACUUUGAAAGCUGUUGUGAUUGACUAAUCUAACGGUAUGUCCGAGAGUUGUAGAGCUGCUGAACAGGGUCCUAGCGAGCUGCUCGGUACAUGUGCGCUAAUAUUGUACCCAUAAUAAGAGCCCUUGUAACAACCGAUGAUGCGACUACAAGAUUGCGCCAAAUUGCAUACACUCUACUAGCGCCAAAGAGUUUCCUGCGAAAACCAUCACCGAGAUUCGUUCAUUCCUGUGUGCCGACCGCUCGCCGCUCGCCAGGAGAUAAUAGUACCAAAACACAAGACGAUGUUUCAGAGAGAGCACAUAACAUUUAUAUAAUAGAUAUAUUAAAUUAUAUUAAUUAAUAAAUUGAAUGUUAUAAAAGAGGUUGUAACUAAAAUACGAAUAUACCGUCAGCGCAUCGUGUCAUCGUGCCAAAUGGGGUAUUGGUAGUUGUAAGUUGAUUCUUGUAUUUAUUAGCUAUAUCGUACUACGUGUAGUAUUAUUGUAUAAUGAUUUUUAAUUUUUGUAUAGUACCGAUAUGUGAGCGGUUCACACACUAAUGUAUUAUAUAAAUGAAGUCUAAUAAGUUUUACAUCCCCGCGGGGGUUUCAUAAAAUUGUAAAGUUAUUUAAGGUGUAAUAUUAACUAUUAUUAUUAUUAUUAUUAAAUUAUUAUUGAAUACGUGAUUACCAGCACCGGUCACCUGUCAGUGGCAAGGUCAUGUUCAGUUUGGUUGGUGGUUCGCGCGUUCGUUCAUUGGUGGCGCAUGGCGUGACUCGUUUGUGUCUAUGGUCGAAUGUGUUUGGUGAAAUACUUUUGGUGUACUUGCAUUACGUAACUAAGUACUUAUAUAUAUAUAUAUAUAUAUAUAUAUAUAUAUAUAUAUAUUUGUAUGUUUUGCUUGUCUAUCGUUUAUAAUUUCUCAUAUGUUCACAACGGUUCAUGAAAAUUUCAACUGUACUACCUCAUAUUUAAUUGUAGUCAAAUAUUCAUAUUGUUUACAAGUUAACAUCUCGAUUACCCUUGUUCUAGUUAAAAAAUACAAUAUAUUAUCUACGUGUAAGAGUUUUUUCUGUUAAGUUUUUAGCAAACACGUCACGAGCUAUACGAAUGUUAGGUUAAUGCAAAACUUUAGAGUCGCUUCGUUUUCAUGAACCGGUAUGCAUUGUAUUUUUGAUGUUUUUCAUAGCAUUUUAUAUUGAUGGAACCUCGGUUCUAAGGUUUGAUAUUGUGACUUGUUCUAAAGGUCGGUUCUUAAAUUGUCGCUAUUAAUAUUAGCUAUAAAAAUUUCUUUACUCUUGAUCCAAAUAAGAGAGUGGUCCGACUGAACGGUCAGGCCGCCUCGUAAUACCAGAGAUGUGUUUACCUGCAUGACUUUAUGGACAGAAGUUGUGAAAAAGUAAUUCGCAGGAACGAAUUUAAAUAACAACCCUUUGUAAUUUUUCUUACCACAUUAGUGACUUCAGAACGAUACAAUAAUUUCUUUUGUUAAUAAAAAAAUCUUGGAUUUUAGCGAUAUUUCUAAGCUAAUGAAAACAAAUUGUAAUCUUUUAUUGCAGGCUACUGUAUCAUAGAGUAGGGCUGUUCUAUUUACUAUUCAGAUAACAACAAAAUGUUAACAACAAAAUUUUUAUUCAAUUUAAUAAUUAAAUAAAUAAAAAAAAAAACAUUAAAAUCCUUCAGUGCUGUACGCCUGUAUUAAUACCUAGGAUUGCCAAUAAAUUAGACGUAUGUUGUAAACUUAACGUGAAGUCACUCUUGUGCUAUUUUAGUAGCUAUGGAAAUUUCCGUUCCUUCGAUUUAAAAGUUUUCGUAAUUCGUUUGUACAGCUAAUGGUGAGUCUAUGGUGUUACGGACCGUUACGCACAUUAUAAUAAUAUCUAGUUAAAGCGUUCCGUUUUAAUAUUUUUAUGUGUAUAGGAGUAAUAAUGAGGUAAAUAGUAAAAAAAAAAAAUGGUUCGUGGCCGUGCGGUUAAGGCCCGCGAGUGUAUCGCGCGCGGCUGACAGAUUCAAGGGAGCUGACAUGCGGGCGCGUGACAAACAAUAAGUACACAUGUUUACCUAAUAUAUAAACUGUACGCAAGUCACUUAUCGGUACACGACUUGUACUAUUUUCUAUGGUGUUUAUGUCUAUGUGGAUGUGUGUGAGGUCAGCGUUAUUUGAAUCUAUCGGCCGCGGAGUACAGUGGUAAAUAUUGUUGCACCGGCCAGUCAACAGUGACGCCCCGAGAGCAAUGUUUGCUUCGUGGUGCGCCGUGUAUGUGUACGCGACUGAAAUAAUGUUAGGUAACGCCGUCUACUGUUGAACGCAGCGGUAACAAUAUUGAACAGUUGAACAUGUCGCCUACAUGCGGCAAUGACAUUUCAACGGGUAAGUACCAUAAUGUCUUCGUACACUUCCAUCCGUCGAGUUUAUCGAAAAGUUCAAUUUUUGCUAAGAUACUAGUCGCCUCGUUACAAUGUCAUUGCUCGUAGGUGCAUUAUCGAUAUUAAAUACAUAACGUUUAGGUAUCUAUUACGAUUAGAAAAUACAAUCCCGGCAUCCCGAAUGACAUAGGCCACGGGUCGUUACAUAUACAGCUAUAAUAAUCAUAUAUAAAUUUAUUAUAUAAAUUAAAACAAAUAAUUAAAAAAAAAUUCAAUGACCAUAAACUAAAAAAAAUAAAAUUGUCAUCAAUAAUCAAUUUUAAUACAAGAUUUUAAUCUUAUUCUUAUUUCAAUUUUCUACCAAAAACUUUUGGUAGAAAAUUGAAAUGGUAGUUUUUGGCGUCUGUGGUCAUACAAAAAUUAUUUUUAUUUAUUCCUUGUAAUUUAUAUAAUAAAUUUCUAUAUAAUUAUUAUAGCUGCAUAUGUAUCAGCCACUUGCCUUGUGUCAUUCGUGAUCUCGGGAUUGUAUUCUCUAAUUACGAUGUAUGGUAAACGAUACAGUUUUCUCGAUGGUAACUUGUGUUUUGGAGUACCUAUCGUUUUUAUAGUGGUUUCGUUUCAUAAUUCACAGCGCAUGUGCAACAACAAAAUACGUAAAAUAUUGAAUGUUAGAUGAAAUAUCAUAACCGAUACAGUGUAAUAGCACCUAGGAUGCAAUUUAAUUUUAAUAUUAUGUGCCAAAUCGUUUUAUAUACUUAUGUACAACAAUAUAUAACUUUUAUUAUGUACUUCUAAACAAUUAAUAUAGAAUUAUUGUCAUUAUAAAUCUACCUACAUAUUUUUGAUCGACAUUAAAAAGAAAGAGGUUUAUGGUUUUUAACAUCGUAACUCCGUCAGUUGUAACCCGAUUAGAUUUUUUUUUUUUAAUUAAAUUGGUGCCAUAGAAAUUUUAUCAUAAUGGGUUUAAUUUUUAAAUCAAUAUUUUUCUGUAACAACAUUUUGCUGUAGUUAAAGUUGAUUGUUUUAUGAAACACAGUUCUGUAAUAAACAUUAAGAUGUCUAAAGUAAAAUGAUAUAAACAGUACCUAUACAAGUCUAUUUUAGAGAGAAAUAAAUUAAAGUGUUUGUAUUUAGAAAAAAAUAUAAACAAAAAAUUUGAACUCGCUUACCUCCGGAUAUGAAUUUGACAAAUGUCGCAAGUGUAUGUAGGAACUUUGAUUUUAAGCCCUCAAUGACAUCUAACGAACACCAACUAAAUUUAGUUUAGUUUCUCAUAGACUUUCUACAUAAAAUGUACCUACGUCGAAAAAAUUUUGAAGCACUUUAGACUUUAAAGUAUUGACAAAAAGUUUAAAGUAUUUUUAAAAUCUUUAAAGUAUUACAAACGGUAUUUUCAAAAGGGUUUACUGAAAUAGUUUUUACAAGAUUAGGUACAGGAGGUAAUGUAGACAGAUAAUACUCUAUUAUUACCUACUUGCGUCAUCUGUCUUAAUUCAUAUCUUGUUUCUUAUUAUACCAACUUUAUUUCUUUCACAAAUAAGCUAUGCAAAAAAUAACAGCAUGCUAUAUUUUUCCUUUAUUUUCCCCGUGAAUAUAAAAUUUGAAAAACGGCUUAGCGAAAAGAAAUUACUCUGUAGUGUAGAACCUUCGUUAUUGCUUUUCGAGGUACGCAGUCAAAAUAAACUAUAAAUUUUAUGAGAUACAUAAUAAAAGUUAUAUUGGAGUGCCAAUAAAAAUAUUAAGUACCUAUAUUACUUAGUUAAUGUGAGUUGCCUACACAGAAAUCAUUCAACCUUACUUAAUAUUCCCAAUAUCUUAAUAGCCUCGUCUUUUUUAUAGUAUACUAAGGGUUAAAACAAUCCCCAUAUAUGACAAGUUACAAGAAUAAAUUGAUAAAAUUUCUAUAUUUAAGUAGCUAUGGCAAAACAAUAAUCGUAUGUUUUAUAUAUGUUAUAUAAUUUUUUUUUUACAAUGGCGGACUUAUACCAACUGGUAUAAGUCCGCCAUUGUAAAAAAAAAAAAUUUGUGAGUCAAUAUCUGUCACUGUUUGUCCACAACAACCUUCAAAAUUUUUCACUCUCUCUUUCCAUUUAAGAGUUUCCUCUUGUCGAUGCAACUAAUUCAUGCAUCUUCCUCCAGCCAGCUCUAUCCCAGGCCAUAUCCUUUAUCUCCCUAUACGACAUGACGCCUAGUGUUUUCACUACAUAAUUAUAUUUGUAUGUCUAUAUAUACAUAUUGGAAAUUUUUUAACUCACUGUGUUUUUGUCGAGCGUUUAACACUUUGCGACACAGCGUCUCGAAACUUUGUGAUGCUCUAAACGCCCUCUGAAGAAGACUUCCAGAUGAAGUCGAAGCAAUUGACGAAAACGUCAAAAUCAUUAACUUGCCAUUACAUAUGUAUUUAGACAUCGAUUAUAAAAUGAACAUAAGUUUAACAAGAAAUUAUAUUUGUAUUUUUCCAAAGGUUGAAUGGGCGAGAAUGCUAUUUAACGUUAAGUCCGCCAUUUUAUACCUUUUGAAAUAUUGACCAUAUAAAAAAAAAAUAAAUAAAAUAAAUCGCAUAUUUAAUCCGAAUUUAGACCGACCGAAGAAGGUGAAAAACACAAGGAAAUCCUAGAAAUAUGAUUUAUUUUUAUUAAUAUAAUCAUAUUACAGAUGAGAUUUAUUUAAUAAUUCUUUUUAUAUUACUAUUUAAUAAUAAUAACAAUGCGUUGACCGAUUUCUGUGAGGCACACACACACACACACACACACAUACACAAAUGAGUAAAAUCGUGCAUCGGCACAUCACUUCACUGUAAAUCAUUAUUGUCUAUGAUGGAAGUCUCUGGAAACUAUAUAACGGUAUGCUUGAUGAUGUUUAUUUUCAUAAUUCGAUUAGGACGUACGUGGGGUUUUUUUAACGGCUGAAAACGAAACGACACCCCGCCUACGCUAUCGGUAAACGUUGGCGGGACACCAGUGAGAGCUGAUAGACGAGGACAAAAACAGGCCAGUUGGCCCAUCGCGACGAAUCCUCCAGCGGUAACCGCGCGGAGGUAGGCCUGGCCUGGCGAACGUGGGGGUUGCAAUAAGAACUUUAUUAUGUUGGUACAAACGGCGAAUAGGGUUUCCUUCUCGUGUUAUAAAAAUAAAUGUCCAAUUGAACGGACUGAUGUAAAGAUCUGGCUAUUAUCUGGAUGGAAUAUUUUUGCUAUGUCAUAUUACAGAGACUUCAAUUGGUGACAUGUCUAUUAGAUUGUACCUUGUCAAAAACGCGUUCGAUUACACGCUCUGUAAUCGCAGAGUUAUUUUUAUAUUUCAACACCAGUGUACGACUGAGGCAGACCGGUUUAUGUUUGUAACACUAAGCGACGUACCCGACACAACUUCACUGCCACUAAUUUAAAAAUAAAAAUAUUGGAAACGGUAUA
Messenger RNA from Galleria mellonella (greater wax moth), 8922 nucleotides. RefSeq lists its product as uncharacterized. The transcript has 5 exons. The record is from RefSeq and is a predicted model, not a curated record. Lineage: Eukaryota; Metazoa; Arthropoda; Insecta; Lepidoptera; Pyralidae. The coding region runs from base 344 to 1813 and encodes 489 amino acids. Gene Ontology annotation, biological process: regulation of apoptotic process; apoptotic process.